AAACGCAGCUCCCGCACCAGUCUGCCUUACAUUGUUAACGUUGAUUUCUCCGGUUCAGCCCAGCAUUUUGUCUUCCGUGAGCCAAACCUGGGUCAAAGGAUCCUACAAAACGCAUGAAAUCUCGGCUACAUUUGGCAGCGGGACACACACCGUCAUAGUCUCUAAGAUGAGGAGGAGUGCUGGCCGGAGGCUGCUGGGAGGGAUGAUGUCGCUGUGAAGAGCCGGUGUGCCAUUUCUGAGGACAAGCCUGUGGUCAAGGAGGGGACAGGGACGAAGGAAGUGCCUGGACAACAUGACUGUUUUCAACCAGGAAAAUGUGGCGGAAUUUUAUGAAAUCGGAGACGAGCUGGGGAGCGGUCAGUUCGCUGUGGUCAGAAGAUGUCGCCACAGGAGAACGGGCGUUGAGUACGCCGCCAAAUUCAUCAAAAAACGGCGCAGCAAAUCCAGUCGACGAGGGGUGACGAGGGAGGACAUUGAGCGUGAGGUGAACAUCCUGAAAGAGAUACAGCAUCCAAACAUCAUCACACUGCACGAAGUCUUUGAAAACAAGGCCGACGUCAUCCUGAUCCUGGAGCUGGUGGCCGGUGGUGAACUCUUUGACUUCCUCGCAGAGAAGGAGUCGCUGAGCGAGGAGGAGGCCACUCAAUUCCUCAAGCAGAUCCUGGAUGGAGUCUUCUACCUGCACUCCAAACAAAUCGCUCACUUUGACCUUAAGCCGGAAGACAUUUUCAUCUUAAAGAAGCACCUGCCUCACCCGCGCAUCAAGCUCAUUGACUUUGGCCUGGCCCACAAAAUAGAUUUUGGCAACGAUUUCAAAAACAUUUUUGGAACUCCAGAAUUUGUAGCUCCAGAAGUAGUCAACUACGAGCCGUUGGGCCUGGAGGCAGACAUGUGGAGUGUUGGUGUGAUAACCUACAUUCUUUUGAGCGGUGCGUCUCCUUUCCUGGGCGACAACAAGCAGGAGACACUGGCCAACGUGUCAGCUGUCGACUACACUUUCGAUGAAGAGUUCUUUAGCAAUACCAGCGUCCUGGCCAAAGACUUCAUAGCAAGGCUUCUUGUCAAAGACCCAAAAAAGAGAAUGACAAUUCAGGACAGCCUCCAUCACCCCUGGAUCAAGCCAAAAGACACUCAACAAGCACUGAGCAGAAAGGAGUCGGCCGUCAACAUGGAGAAGUUUAAGAAGUUUGCAGCUCGAAGGAAAUGGAAACAAUCCGUCCGACUCAUCUCCUUAUGCAACCGCCUGUCCCGCUCCUUUCUGUCCAGAAGCAACAUAAGUGUGGCACGCAGUGAUGAUACGCUGGAUGAGGAAGACUCAUUUGUGAUGAAGGCCAUCAUCCAUGCCAUAAACGAUGACAACGUGCCCGGUCUGCAGCAUCUGCUCGGCUCCUUGAACAGUUACGACGUCAACCAGCCCAACAAGCACGGGACUCCUCCCCUCCUGAUUGCAGCCGGCUGUGGCAACAUUCAGAUCAUCGAGGUGCUGAUGAGGAAAGGUGCAGACAUCCAGGCCCAUGAUAAGAGUGGAGCCAACGCUAUCUACUACGCAGCAAGACACGGCCAUGUUGGGACCCUGAAAUUCCUUCAUGAAAAGAGCUGCCCUCUGGACGUCCAAGAUAAGGUGAAUCAUACGGCUCCUUUUCCCUGUCUCAUACACAUCCCCCCUUCACCAAGUUAUGGCAACGUGGACGUGGUGAGCUACCUGUGCAGCAUCCGGGCCAACCCAGACCUGGCUGACAGGGAGCAGGAGACCCCACUGCAUUGUGCCGCCUGGCAUGGCUACUCGGCAGUAUCCCGAGCACUCUGCCAGGCAGGCUGCCAUGUAGACGCCAAGAACCGCGAGGGCGAGACCCCACUGCUGACAGCAUCCGCUCGGGGCUUUGUGGACAUCGUGGAGUGCCUGGUGGAGCACAGGGCCGAUCUGGAGGCAACUGACAAGGACGGCCACACAGCCCUCCACCUGGCCGUACGCAGGUGUCAGAUCGAAGUGGUUCGCUGCCUCCUCAAACACCAGUGCCACCUGGACCAGCAGGAUCGCCAUGGAAACACGCCACUACACAUAGCCUGUAAGGAUGGAAACCUGCCAAUCGUCAUGGCGAUCUGCAGCGCCAAGGCCAACCUCGACCUCCCCAACAAGCACGGCAGAACUCCCCUCCACCUGGCUGCCAACAGCGGCAACCUUGAGGUGGUCCGACAUCUCUGCCUGGCCGGAGCCAACAUCGAUGCAGUCACCAAUGAUGGAAAGACAGUGGAGGAUUUGGCUUCUAACAAUCAACAUGAACACAUAGUCUUCUUGCUGGGCAAGCUCAAAAAGGACAACCACAAGCUGAGCUACAUCCAGCAGCUGCGGCUCACUCAGACGGUUCAGCCCAGGAUCAAACUGAAGCUGUUUGGUCACUCUGGAGCCGGGAAGAGCACCCUGCUGGAGUCUUUGAAAUGUGGCAUCCUGCGCAGCUUCUUCAGGAGGAGGAGGACACGCAUGACCAACACGGCCCGCCACCCCAACUCCCCCGUCAACUCCAAACCUGCUGUGUCUGUGAGUAUUUCCAACUUGUACCCGGGCUGUGAGAAUGUGAGUGUGCGGAGUCGCAGCAUGAUGUUUGAGCCCAGCCUCACCAAAGGCGUCCUGGAGGUCUUCUCCCCCGUCCACAGUGCUUUGUCUACAGCUGACGACCAGGCCACGAGGGCCAUCGACAUCCAGCACGCCAACAUCCACGGUGUGGGGGAUUUUAGUGUGUGGGAGUUUUCAGGGAACCCGGUCUACUACUGCUCCUACGACUACUUUGCAGCCAACGACGUCACAGCAAUCCAUCUGGUCCUGUUCAGCCUGGAGGAGCCAUAUGAAACCCAGCUGGGCCACAUCACCUACUGGCUGAACCUGCUGAAAGCCCUGACCCUGCCCCAGGACAGCAUCGCGUUCGGAGGUCGAAUCCAGCAACCUCUUGUGGUUGUCCUGGCGGCGACGCAUGCUGACCUCGCUGACCUCCCCAGAGCUUUCUCUGGAGAGUUCAGCUACGACAAGGAGAGAGCGCUGCUCAAGGAAGUCAGGAACAGGUUUGGGAACGAUCUGCAGGUCAGUGACAAACUAUUUGUGAUGGACGCUGGAGCCUCCAACUCCAAAGACAUGAAGCUGCUGAGGAGCCACCUGCAGGAGCUUCGCACCAGCAUCAUCUCGAGUUGCAGUCCCAUGACGCUGUUGUCAGAGCGUUUACUGGCCACCCUGCCCACCUGGAGGAAGCUGAACGGACCAAACCAGCUGAUGUCAUGGCAGCAGUUUGUCAGCGAUGUCCAGGAGCACAUCAACCCUCUGGUGAGCCAGGAUCACCUGCGCAUGCUGGCCCUGCAGCUUCACAGCAUGGGGGAGCUCAACAUCAUGCAGAGUGAGACGGUGCAGGACGUUGUACUGCUGGAGCCUCGCUGGCUCUGCAGCAACAUCCUCGGCAAGCUGCUCUCUGUGGAAACGCCCAAGGCCAUCCACCACUACAGGGGCCGCUACAGGUUGGAGGAGGUGCAGGCUCUGGCUCCUGAAAGUGACGUGGAUGAGCUGCUGCAGAUUCUCGAUGCCAUGGACGUCUGUGCCCGCGACAUCACCAACCCCACUAUGAUAGAUGUUCCGGCUCUCAUCAAGACAAAUGGCCUCCACCGCUCCUGGACCGAAGAGGAGGAGGAGGAGGAGUCGCCUCUGAUCUACGGUGGGGUACGACUCGUCCCAGCCGAGCACCUCACCCCCUUCCCCUGUGGCCUGUUCCACAAACUGCAGGUGAACCUGUGUCGCUGGAGCCACCAGCAGAAGCCAGAGGAGGAGGGCGGGGAGGAUAACGACGGAGAUAUCCACCUGUGGACCAGCGGAGCCAAGGUGAGCCAGGCAGGAGUGGAGGCUAUGAUCCUGUUGGUCAACCAUGGCCAAGGACUAGAGAUUCAGGUGCGUGGGCACGACUCCGAGCGUGCCAAGUGCUACACCCUGUUGGACACCGUUUGCAGUAUAACAGAAAACCUGCUGGCCUCCACGCUCCCUGGACUGCUCACAGCCAAAUACUACCUGAGUCCUCAGCAGCUGCGGGAACACCAUGCCCCCAUCAUGAUCUACCAACCCAAAGACUUUUACCGAGCCCAAGUCCAGCGUGAAACUUCGCUCACCAACACCAUGGGUGGAUACAGGGAGAGCUUCAGCAGCAUCCUGACUUUUGGCUGUGCUGAAAUUUACCAGCAGGGGAUUCUGGGAACAGACAUCCACAUUUCAGAUGUCCCCCUGCUGGCUCGCAGGAAGCUGUGCCGCAUGUUGGACCCUCCUGAUGCUCUGGGGAAAGACUGGUGCCUGCUGGCCAUGAACCUCGGCCUCACAGACUUGGUGGCCAAACACAGCAGCGGCACUCCAAAUGGCGCUCCUGAGCUGGACUCAGAUGCAGACUCCCAGCAGGCUGUGCUGCAGCUCAGCCCGACAGCAGCACCGCUGCAGGAGGCACUGCUGCAGGAGUGGAGUGGGCGAGCAGACAGCACAGUGGGUGUACUGAUGGCCAAGCUGAGGGAGCUCGGCCGCCGAGACGCUGCCGACUUCUUGCUCAGAGCGUCUCCUGUUUUCAGAGUCAACAUGGAGACUUUGGGAGGGGCCGCCAAUGGCUAACCCCCCACCUGCAACGGAGGAACAUCAUACAACUCCAUCAGCUCAGUCAUAUCUCGCUGAACUGAACAGGGUCGGCUUUCUGUCUCUGCCAAACGUCAGACAGUUGGUCUGAUGGGAUAUUUCCCCAAAAGAGGACCAUUUGUGUAUGAAUGAAGUGCAAUUGUUACCAGAGUCCAGCUGCUCGCUCUUUAACUCCAUUAAGUUGCCCUGUGAAGCAGAUGUUGUUUUUGUGCUUUCCACACCUGUACAGCCGACCCUUCCUUCCACGAUGAAUGUUGUGAAAGAACUGGAUGCCCUGAGUUCCAAAGAGGAAUCCUGUGAUUCUUAUUCUGGUCUUUUUGAGCUGCUUUUUAAUAUCCCUCCUACACUACUGCACGCACAGGCCUCCCUCCUCUUACAGCUGACAGAGUACAGAAAAGUUUCAUCUUAUCAUCUCUACAUGAAAGAAUGGGCAUGGUUAAAAAGAUGGUGGUGUCACGUUUGGACCUUUUUCAUAUCUGUCCACCAGUAAAAAACUGAAACCUCAUUUUAUCACGUAGGAGGCUGUCAUCUUUACUCACUCCAUCCAUCACACUUGCAUAUAAUCCUAUCUCCCUCCUUUCCUCUGUUUUACUGGUGUGACAUUUGGCCAUUCAGCCUAGUGUUUAAUAAAUUUAUAGCAUUUUUCAGAGUGCCUUUGUGGCCUUCUACCUCCCUAAAGAGCACAAUAUUCUUGCUUUUAUAAAAACAGUAGUUCUUUCCAAACAUUUGAAGAACUGUGCCUUGUCGACACUCAUAGUAAAAUGAAUUUCAACCACGUUUAGAAAGCAGGCGAUCUGUUACUGAAGUGGAAAAGGCUGUUUUACAUUUUAGACAGGAAAAAGUGGCCAAGAAAAAAAAAGCAAAGCUCAUUUUACAAAGUUUUGAAAUUUGAAUUACACUUGUAAAUUAAAACAAAACAGUCACAUGACAAAAAUCAGGCCAUUAGACUUCCUGUUUUGUUUAACAUUUGGGAGUCGGUCAGGAGAUAAAACAUGUUCAGUCUUCUCUCUGAUUCAGUGUGGAGACAAUGUGACACCUUGUGGGAGCUGCAGGCUGAGUCAGUGAGGACCCGUUUCAAUAUGUUUAACAACUAAUCUUCAAGAACCAUCACUCCAUCCAUCAUUCAUCCAUCCAACAACAUUGCUGGUGAAUUUGCUAACACUUUGUUUUACGGGUCCAAUUAUUUCCUAUUAAUUUCAUGAAAGUUUAAUGGAAGGAAACGUGUAAUUUGGUACUAAUUACAGGAAAAACCGUUUAGCUACUUGUGUUGACUUGGAUGUUGAGCUCCAGGUGAAUUUCCAUGAAAGAAGUUACUCAUUUUAAAUCACAGAGAAUUAGUUAUUACUCACUAAUUUUUAGUAGAAAUUUUACUUUUCAUUUAUGUUGAAUUGUAUUUGUUUGUUGACACAUUUCACACUUUGUGCAGCUCACCUGCUAGCCUCUGAAUAAAGAGUCCAGGUUGUGCUAGCUUAGCAUUUGGGAGUAACUGGAAGUGGACCGACUGCUCUGUUUUACCUGUAAUUCGUACCAAACUGUGAUUCUUUCCAAGAAACUAAUUAGGAGAUUAUUUGGAAAUACUGUAAAUUGGAAUUUGCAAACCUGCAGAAUAAGGUGUUACCCUGACUUUUUUUGGUAAGUCUUCAUUUUAUAAGUCCCGGGAUUUCCUAAAUAUCUCUAGUGAGUUUUCCUGGAAAGUGUGAUGUAACAUGGUGCUACUUCAGUGUAGUUUGAAUUAAGUUAAAGGUUUUUGAUUAUCUCA
Molecule: messenger RNA, 6401 nt
Organism: Monopterus albus (swamp eel)
Lineage: Eukaryota; Metazoa; Chordata; Actinopteri; Synbranchiformes; Synbranchidae
Gene: dapk1
Product: death-associated protein kinase 1
Exons: 28
Biological process (GO): intracellular signal transduction; protein phosphorylation; positive regulation of apoptotic process
Cellular component (GO): nucleus; cytoplasm
Molecular function (GO): protein binding; protein serine/threonine kinase activity; ATP binding
Source: RefSeq, a predicted model, not a curated record